UCGAACCGUCUUCUCUCUCACAACCGAACUAAACCCUACCCUAAACCCUAUCAGAGAUGUAGCGACCUUCAAGCUUCAAAACGCGUGCCAGACCCCGCCGCCGACGGUGACAGCCAGCGGUUGCCGCCUUCGCCUCUCGAAGGUCUGCUCGGCCCUCAAAUCAGUCGUGGACUUCUCUCAUCCCCGUCGCUCACGCUUGUUCGCUUCUCGUGGGCGUUUUACUGCUUCGUCUCUGUUCUCUUUCCUUCGUUCUCUGUUCCCGUCCUCGUCGUCUUUCUCUGAUCAAGGCUUCAAGCUCUCUCUCUCUCUCUCUCUCUCUCUCUUAGCUCAGUCACUGUCACCGUUGAUGGAGGUUUCUAAUCGUCUUGAAGCAGCAAUGACUAACAUAACAGUGGACAUCAAUGUGCAUGUGUUCGACAAUUUUUAUUUUGUUGUCAGAAUUCCUAUUUCUCUGGUGAAAAACUUACUGGAGCUCUUCAUCUCUGUAAUACUGGCUGCAGUGAUCUUAUAUUCACUGCGGCCAGUUAUUCAGUAUGUACGUGGUCUGCUGGGUCGAUCCCCAACGUGGUGGGGUUCCAGAAGUUUAACGCCGCCGGUGUUUACAAGGGGAAUUUGGUGGCACGGACACAACUCAACCGGCCAAGAAUCAACUGGCCAAGAAUCAACCAGCCAAGAAUCAACUGGCCAAGAAUCAACCAGCCAAGCAUCAACUGGCCAAGCAUCAACCCCGCCACCAUCUACAGCAUGUACACCUUUCCGAGGUCCGGCUUUAAAGCGAAAAGGAGUUGCGCUAUUCUUGAGGAUGCGAAUGGACACUUGAGGGUGAUUUAAAAUGUAGAAUUGAGUCAAAUGAGACAGUGGAAGAGUUUCUGAAGAGAUACUUUGGCUAUACAAAUGAUUUUGUAGGAGUUGCUGCAACUCUGGCUGUUGCUUUUGCUGUGUUCUUUGCUAUUAUCUUUGCUGUUUCUGUGAAACUCUUCAAUUUCCAAAAGAGAUAGAAUAGAAAUUAGAAUACAUGCUUUCAAGUUCAAGUCAAACAUUGUAUAAAUAAAAGAGUUGUUUAGUUUUAUAUCCAAGGAGGUACAGUUUUAACUUUUAACUCUAAGUGCUCUCCCUCUCUAUUUUAAUUUGGAAACCGAAGACUGAAAUAUUUAUAGAAAAGAAAUGUUAUUUACAUAUAUUUAGUUGUAAAUUAUAAUUCUUAAUAAAGUUUAACCAUCAAAUU
Arachis duranensis is the source of this 1225-nucleotide messenger RNA. RefSeq lists its product as uncharacterized. The record is from RefSeq and is a predicted model, not a curated record. NCBI's taxonomy places the organism in Eukaryota, Viridiplantae, Streptophyta, Magnoliopsida, Fabales, Fabaceae. The transcript is spliced from 2 exons. Bases 347 to 820 code for a protein of 157 amino acids.